AGAAGAAGAAGAAAAAGAAGAAGAAGAAGACUCAGUCGAAGAAUAGGUCGAAGGAGUCGUGGUCAUAGUAGUACUAAUUUGUAAUCCGCACUAAUAAUGGUUUAAGUCUUUUGAUACGAGUAUAUACCGGUAACCCAUUUCUUAUUUUCUUUUGCAUGGUUCAGAGCUAUUGUGCGCGUUUUAAAAUGAGUUUUGUUCAGCCAGCGCGGGUCUAUAAACACCUGCCGGUGUGGAUCGUGGAAGACCACCACGAUGUGGUGAGCCAUAUAUAUCGUGCCAUUGCAUCAAGACAUCUCCCCAUGAAGAACAUUAAGAUGGUUCAUUUAGACUCCCAUCCAGAUCUUCUGAUUCCUGUCAAUUUGUGUGCUGAUGCAGUUUUUGAAAAGGAUAAGUUAUUCAGUGAGUUGAGUAUAGAGAACUGGAUCAUGCCCAUGGUUUACGCUGGCCACGUCUCUUGUGUGGCAUGGCUACAUCCCUACUGGUCACAGCAAAUCAUGGAAGGGGAACACAAGAUGACCGUCGGCAAAGAUUCAUCCACCACCACCAUCAGGGUGACAAGUAAAGAUCAUUACUUCCUCAGUGAUGGCUUGUACGUCCCAGAGGAACAGCUUGAAAACCCCAAACCUCUCAGAUUAAAUGUGAUCAAAGUCAAUCCUGUUAAUCGUCAGCAGACAUUUAAAGAAAUGAAAAUGGAGGACUCUGAGACAUGGCUUGCGAAGAAACCCAGGAGAGAAUGUUCACAAGUUGGAGAGACCAGUUGCUCUCAACCCCUUUUAAGAGCUGAUGCGCCACAACUUGCCGAAGUCAGGUCGGUUAAUAAAGAUGCUGGACAAGAACAACCGAGCUGCAGUAUCAAAAGGAAUUACAAUGGUGAAGAUGAAGAAGGAACCACAAGUUACGUGGUUAAAAGGAUAUCAACUUUUCUGAGUCACACAGAGCCAUACAUCCUGGAUAUUGAUUUAGAUUUCUUUUCCUGUAAGAAUCCAUUCAAGGAGUUGUAUACUGAGGCGGAAUAUGCCAUCCUUCAGGAACUCUACAGCUUCAAAGGACCUGUUCCUAAUGCUAACAAGGAGCAGCUUGACGAGUGCGUUGAUUGUCGUAUACGUCAGUUAGAAGACUUAGAAGCAGCAUUCGCAGAUCUACUCGAAGAUGAUGGAGAAGAAGUUGUUUCACAUUGGGUCGGCAAACUUGGGAAGACAUGUUUUGACCGCCUGGUUUCCAGUUUGAAGUCAAGAAAUCCUCACCCAGAUUAUGAAAUGGUACAUCAAGCAGGUUUAACCUGUGAUACAAUCGAGUUGCCCCAUCAUAUUAGCUCUGAUGAAGAGAUUGACAGACUUAUAUCAGCUGUACAGCGGUUUCUGAAACACUUGCCUUUACCUUCUCUGGUGACAAUGUCCAGAUCCAGUCUAGAUGAAUACUGCCCUGUAGAACAAGUGGAUUCAGUCCAAAGCAGAGUGUUGGCUGUGCUUAAAAAGCUGUAUGGACCUUUGGACAUACAAAAGGACUAUGAAAAUCCUAACACAGAAGUUCAGGGCCACCAACCUCAGACCACAUAACAGGAGUCCCUUGAAGUGAUCUAAAUAGGGUGUUUUCUCAAUCACUCGCAGCAUGUCAGUUUCGGUUUUUGCAUGUUUAAAAACAUUUUUUAAUAUUUUUGUUUUUGUCUUGCAGCAAACAAGUUUUAAUACCGUGUGAGUCUCUGCUCUGAGAUCGAUAACAGAUAAAACCGAGCACUUUUAUUGUUUGAAGCGAAAA
Hippocampus zosterae (dwarf seahorse) is the source of this 1755-nucleotide messenger RNA. RefSeq names its product chromosome 15 C5orf22 homolog (gene c15h5orf22). The record is from RefSeq and is a predicted model, not a curated record. Bases 156 to 1556 code for a protein of 466 amino acids. NCBI's taxonomy places the organism in Eukaryota, Metazoa, Chordata, Actinopteri, Syngnathiformes, Syngnathidae. The transcript has 10 exons.